GGGUAUUUGGUAAAGUAGGUCCUUCCAGGAACCCAGAUUUGUUUCCCAAAUGAUGGGUAUGGAUAAAGAUAGAAAAAGAAAAAAGAGAGUGGAAAUUAAUACAAACCAAUCAAAUUUGAUAGCAUGGAAGAUCUAGCAAGAAGGUUGAGUGCUUUCUAAACAAUUUUUAACAGGAAAAAGAGAGAGAUAGAGAAGUUGCUUCAAAGGUUGCUAAACUUGAGUACAGCAUCGAACUUAAAUUUUACUCAAAGUUCCAUACCAUGCAUCUCCAACAAACAGUAAUUUUGUGGUAUUGUAUAUUAAACUUCAUCCCCCAAUCCACAAUAUGAGAUGAGAGAGUGAGAGUUGGAAAUUUCUCAGAAAUGGCUUGCUUCCAGAGGGAAUCUCCAGCUCUAAAAGAAAUCCUGCUCAAACUGUACAAUGCUGAAAAGACCAUGGAGAUUGAUCAUCACUUAUAUGAAUUUGGUUCUGUGGAAUAUCAUAUUCAGUCUUCACCAUCAGAUCCACAAUAUGCUUACUUGUCAAUAUCAACACCACUACUGUCCCAAGGAGUCAUGCUGUCACAUGGUUUAUCACAUUUCACCAUACAGAUGGUAAAGGAAAUUUGCUCUGAUGUUGUGGAGAUCAUUGAACCUACAAAAGAAGGAUACCAGCUCACUCUUAGACUUGAUUUUGCCAAAAUUCUAAAUAGCAAAGAUUCUGAAAAGGUUAUUUCAGAGAUUUCAGCACUACAAGCAGUUAUAUUAAGCACCCAGCUCAAAGAAAUGUUGUUAAGUGUCAACACACAGGAUACAUAUCAAGGGACAUACAAACCAAUCAAACUUGUGUAUCACCCAAGAGAACCUUUCUUUGUCAUCCGACAGCCAAAAAAAAUCAUGGCAGUAUUCCCAAUGCGCUUCAAAGACAAAUCAGAUGUAAUUAUUGCAACAGCCUUCUUCCAGGAACUUAUGGAUGUAGGAAAUUCAAAAGAAUGGUCAAAAGCACCACCUUGUUGUUGGUCACCCAUUCCACCUCCAGAAUUGACAGGAGAACCUUUUGAAGAUUUGAGUACCAAUGGAGGAUUUGUAUCUUUUGAUAUAUCUUCACGUCAUGUGGAUGAUAAAAGAGUGGACAAAACUGUAUGGAGUUUAUUGAAUUUCCAUGCCUAUGUUAAAUUCCAUGUAAAGAGCACCAGAGGCUUCAUUCAAAGAAGAAUGAGAAAGCGCCUGGAAGGACUAGUUCAGGUCCUGCCUAAGUCAAGUUCAGAAGAAGAAGAAGAAGAAGAAGAAGAAGAAGAAACUAAAAAAGUUCAAGCAAAUGCAGGACGUAGGAGUAGAAGAAAACUGGUCAUCUUACCUAAAUCUAAAAUCCUCAAACGAAAAUGUGGCUAUUUCAGCAGGAAGAUCAAGAAAAUCCGUUCCCGUAUUAAAAUCCAUGGAUUUUGGCGGUUUCGCAAACGAUGGUUGAAAAUGCCCAAGUUUUCAUCUUCAAGGGGUUAUACAAAAUUAGAAUAGCUUCUUUUCCAUGAUAUGCAUAUCGUUAUUUUACUUGUAGUUAAAUUAUGCACAUUCAUGUGCGCUGAGGUUAGAAAAAAUAUGCCCUGUACCUACAUAUAAGUUUUAAGGUGGAAUGACCUUAGACCACAAUUUGUUGACGAAAUAUAAAUUAAAAUCAAGGUCAUGAAUCAUGAUUCUCUAUUCAUCACAAAA
This is a messenger RNA of Ziziphus jujuba (common jujube), 1688 nucleotides long. Its product is annotated as actin-related protein 2/3 complex subunit 2B. Gene Ontology annotation, biological process: Arp2/3 complex-mediated actin nucleation; actin filament polymerization. The transcript is spliced from 10 exons. The record is from RefSeq and is a predicted model, not a curated record. Gene Ontology annotation, molecular function: actin filament binding; structural constituent of cytoskeleton. Bases 363 to 1493 code for a protein of 376 amino acids. Gene Ontology annotation, cellular component: actin cytoskeleton; Arp2/3 protein complex. NCBI's taxonomy places the organism in Eukaryota, Viridiplantae, Streptophyta, Magnoliopsida, Rosales, Rhamnaceae.